Messenger RNA from Xenopus laevis (African clawed frog), 1524 nucleotides. It is a transcript of the gene dntt.L, whose product is annotated as DNA nucleotidylexotransferase L homeolog. Gene Ontology annotation, biological process: DNA repair; double-strand break repair via nonhomologous end joining; DNA biosynthetic process. NCBI's taxonomy places the organism in Eukaryota, Metazoa, Chordata, Amphibia, Anura, Pipidae. Gene Ontology annotation, cellular component: nucleus. The record is from RefSeq and is marked provisional. Gene Ontology annotation, molecular function: DNA binding; DNA nucleotidylexotransferase activity; DNA polymerase activity.
AUGAAUCCACUGAGCCAAUCCGCCCUGGUGCCGUUACGAAAAAAGGCAAAAAUGGCACCUAUAUCACAAUCAUUCUGCCAACAUAAUGUCAAAUUCAAAGAAAUUGUCUUGUUUCUUGUGGAGAGGAAAAUGGGGUCAAGCAGGAGAACGUUCUUAAUGGAGCUAGCACGCAAAAGAGGUUUCCAAACUGAAAUUGAAUUAAGUGACUCCGUCACACAUAUCGUAGCUGAGAACAAUUCUGGUGCAGAAGUUUUGGAGUGGCUGCAAUCUAAAAAGCUGGGCUUCACAGUCAAAACUCACAUAUUGGAUAUCUCUUGGUUCACGGAGUGCAUGGAAGCAGGGCGCCCUGUUGAAAUCCAAAACAGACACUUGCUUCCGGUACAACAAGAUUGUUCUGCCAAUUUCAAUCCACCGCUCUCUUCGUCAUGUGUCCAAGUCUCACAAUAUGCGUGCCAGAGAUGUACAACCUUACAAGACACCAACAGAAUAUUCACGGACGCCUUUGACAUUUUGGCUGAGCAUUUUGAGUUCUGUGAAAAUAAAGGACGGACGGUUGCAUUUCUAAGGGCAUCAUCCCUCAUAAAAUCCCUUCCGUUUCCCAUAACAGCGAUGAAGGAAUUAGAAGGGUUGCCCUGGCUGGGAGAUCAGAUGAAAGGCAUCAUUGAGGAAAUUCUUGAAGAGGGAAAAUCUUACAAAGUUUUAGAAGUAAUGAAUGAGGAACGCUAUAAGUCCUUCAAGCAGUUCACAUCAGUCUUCGGCGUGGGCUUGAAAACCUCGGAUAAGUGGUUCAGAAUGGGCUUUCGUACACUUGAGGAAAUAAAAAAUGAGAAGGAGCUGAAAUUAACAAAAAUGCAGAAAUGCGGGCUUCUUUAUUAUGAGGAUAUUACAAGCUAUGUAUCCAGGGCAGAAGCAGAGACUACUGAACAACUUAUAAAGAGCAUUGUCUGGAAAUUUGUACCUGAUGCUAUUGUGACAUUAACUGGGGGCUUCAGAAGAGGCAAGAAAAAGGGCCAUGAUGUGGACAUUUUAAUAACUUGUGCAAGAAAAGGAAAGGAAAAAAACAUUUUACACAAUACAAUGUCUGUGCUGAAAAAUCGGGGACUUCUUCUUUUUUACAAUAUCAUCGAAUCAACAUUUGAUGAAACCAAACUUCCCAGUAGACAUGUGGAUGCCCUUGACCAUUUUCAAAAGUGCUUUACUAUUCUUAAACUUCCAAAAAGACAAAUGGACAUAGGUAAUAUAAUAGAUCCCCAUGAAUGUGAGAGAAAAAACUGGAAGGCUGUCCGACUGGAUCUAGUUAUUACUCCAUAUGAACAGUAUCCGUAUGCUCUCCUUGGAUGGACUGGCUCCAGGCAGUUUGAGCGGGAUUUACGGAGAUAUGCUACCCACGAGAAAAGGAUGAUGCUGGAUAACCAUGGCCUUUAUGAUAAAACCAAGAACAAUUUUCUCAAAGCCAACAAUGAAGAAGACAUCUUUAAACAGCUUGGAUUGGAUUACCUCGAACCAUGGGAAAGAAAUGCAUGA